AUGAGUUCAAUUGAGGCAAUUCUUCAAAGUCCUGCGGCUCAACCCCCUCCAGGGGUAACGGCGAAUUUCGACAACCCACCGAAUCAUAGGAUGGAGUCCAUUGCUUUCAUCACUGUCUGCAAUAUUAUAUGCACUUUUCUAUUCUUUAUUCGCGUUUAUACGAGGUUCUAUAUCAUACAUCGUUUUACACUAGAGGAUGUCUUUGUUGUUCUUGGAUGGGGAAUGUUCAUUGGAUACGCUGUCUCUCUCAGCCUAUACGUAGAGGUGUCUCCAGGGCUGGACCAGUGGAAUAUGCGAGUUGAGAAACUCUUCUCAGUGCUUUAUUACACCUAUAUCACUUCGAUUCUGAACAGAAUCCUCAUGUUCUUCAUCAAAUUCGCAAUUAUCUUGCAAUACCUCGAACUAUUCGCCCCAGCGAGAGUUAAUCAAAAGAUGUACUGGGCUUUAAAUGGUCUACUUUGGACGAACGUCCUAUUUUAUAUCACGGAGAUCUUUGUGGAAAUCUUUAGAUGCCACCCUAUCGCCAGAGCAUGGAAUCUGUUGAUCACCGAGGGCGCGUGUCCAGUCGAUUUCAUUGUACUCACUGUUGUGGCAGCCUGCAUCAACUUGGCAUCCGAUAUUGUCAUUUUGAUACUACCACAGGUCUGCAUAUGGAAACUUCAAAUGGGGUCAAAGCAAAAAUGGUCAAUCUCGAUACUCUUCUUCAUUGCUAUAUUUGCUUGUAUCUCCUCGUCUCUGCGCCUCCAAUCCUCGAUUCGCGUCCUUCGGGAUUCAACCAACUACACAUACCACGCUUUUCUAACUGGUAUAUGGACCCUGCCAGAAGCGACCUCAGCUUUUGCGGUAGCGUGCUUUCCCGUGCUUCCGAAAUUCUUCAAGAGUAUCAGAGACAAGCUGGGGAAAAAUAAGACUACCACAGGCCGCUCUUCUACGAUCUCGAGCAUCGUCAAUAUGAAGUUCGGCCGUGCGGGAGAUAGACGCAUCGACGGAAAUGUGCAUGCGCCGUCUCCGGAUUCUGCGAGGAGUAUAUAUUCACAAGGCUGGCACGAGUUGGAAGAAAAUAGAUUAAUGAAGAAACAGCCGUGUCCGAUUGAGCAGGUGCAGGAGUCACGUAGGCCGUCAAGGGAGGAUAUUUCUGGAGACGAAUCUGUUGUAUAG
Molecule: messenger RNA, 1158 nt
Organism: Talaromyces amestolkiae
Lineage: Eukaryota; Fungi; Ascomycota; Eurotiomycetes; Eurotiales; Trichocomaceae
Exons: 5
Coding region: 1-1158 (385 amino acids)
Source: RefSeq, a predicted model, not a curated record